Verruconis gallopava is the source of this 4001-nucleotide messenger RNA. RefSeq lists its product as uncharacterized. Gene Ontology annotation, biological process: nuclear migration involved in conjugation with cellular fusion; establishment of mitotic spindle orientation. Bases 125 to 3781 code for a protein of 1218 amino acids. The transcript has a single exon. Gene Ontology annotation, cellular component: spindle pole body; cell tip; microtubule associated complex. Lineage: Eukaryota; Fungi; Ascomycota; Dothideomycetes; Venturiales; Sympoventuriaceae. The record is from RefSeq and is a predicted model, not a curated record.
CACCAAACCUCGCAAAGUACCCUCCUAAACGCAAAGCCACCUCCAGAGAAUCCCGACGCUAAGCAUCUCUAGUGCCCCAGCUCAUCUUGGAAGCCAUGGUAUCUAUGUUUCCUUGCCGAUAGCUAUGUCGUUCAAAGUUGGACAAAAGGUCCAAAUAGCGGACGGGAGAGUGGGCAUAGUUCGCUUUAUAGGCGAAGUUUCCUUCAAAGAGGGGCAAUGGAUGGGUUUAGAGUUGGAAGAUCCUGAUGGCAAGAACGAUGGCUCCGUUAGAGGGGAGCGUUAUUUCGACUGCCCGCCUAACCAUGGCCUCUUCAUACAACCAUCACCCUCAAUCGUUGUACUCGAGCAGCCAAAGCCUGCUGCACCGACGAAAACAAAUAGCAAACCGACCGCAACUUCUGCAGCGAGACCGCGACCUUCGAGCAUAACAUCGUCUACCUCAGCUACGGCACGAUCAGCACGGCAAAGCACAUCUGGACUCGGAGAAGGGAAUGUUGGAGCUAAGAGAGUUUCAGUACUGCCUGCUACUGCGAAACCUGAAGCGAGGAGGCAGACAAUGGCACCUCCUUCCACUACUGCUGCACGUCCCUCGCGCCCAUCGAUAGCACCUCGGGUUGGUGCUUUGAGUCCUAAGAAGACUUCUGCACCGUCAUCGCGACCAUCUUCUGUGAGUGUAUCUUCACUUGCGAACAAAACUGCCGGGAUACGCUCUCCGCCUUCAGGAGCUAGUCCCUCUCCAGGUUUAGACAGAGUGUUGAGUCCUGGUUCGUCAAGCUCUGGCUCAAAAGCAAAUCAAAGGCCUACUCCUGUCGCUGCUUCGUCCACGAAUAUUUCCAGCUCAAGUGCAGCGGCACGGGUAAAUAUGAACUCGAGCAAGGCGAACCAAGAGAAUGAGGCAAAAAUACGGAUACUAGAGAAGAAGGUACAAGAGCUGCGACAAAAGGUACAGGAACUACAACCUCAAGCGGACAAAGUUGAGCGGUAUGAUGGCAUAAUACAAAAGUUGCAGGGCAAAGCUCAAGCACAAUUCGCAGAGAUCAAUGAGCUGAAGAAGCAGCUAAAGGAGUCAGAAAAUGGCUUCGCACAGAUCGAAGCUCUGCAAGCCGAGCACGAUACCAACAUGGAGCUAGCAGCCCUUGACCGCGAGAUGGCGGAAGAGAAAGCUGAGGCUUACAAAGCGGAGCUUGACUCGAUCAAGGCGCGUGCUGAAGAGCUAGCUCUUGAGAACGAGAUCUUGCGGAAGGAAAACGAGGAGUUGAGCAAGGACAUGAGCCCGGAGGAGCGAGCAAGCCAAGGUUGGAUGCAGAUGCAGCGUGAGAACUCGCGACUACGUGAUGCGCUGAUACGACUGCGGGAUAUGACGCAAGAGCAGGAGUCCGCGUUGAAGGAAGAGAUUGCCUUGCUUGAAGAAGAGAGCGAAGAAUUGGCUAAAUUAAAGGAAGAACACGACAUCACGAAGACGCGACUCCUAGAGUCGGAGGCUGAAGCUGAGGAUCUGAGGGAACAGCUUGAGGCUGCCUUGGGCGCGGAGACGAUGAUCGAACAAUUAACAGAGAAAAAUCUAGAGAUGACUGCCAGAAUUGAGGAAUUACAGAACACCGUAGAGGACCUGGAGAAUUUAAAGGAGCUCAAUGAUGAAAUAGAACUGAGUCAUAUGGAAGAUAAAAAGCUGCUCCAACAGGAAAUUGAUCUUAAGGAAGCUUUGCUCAUCGAAUCAGCUAAGCGCGUAGUGUCUCAAGAAGAGGAACUUGCUGAUCGCGACUACACUAUUCAGAGGUUCCGGGAGCUGGUUAUGAAUAUGCAAUCGGACUUAGAGGACAUGAGAUCCUCGAAGGAGCUCACAGAGACACAAGCGCAAGAGCUGGGUAGUCAUUCACGGGCUAUGAUGGACCUCAACAGACAACUGCAGGCUUCGGCGUCCAAUACACGUGUCAAGACCAUCGAGAUGGAACUUCGCAAGCUGGAAGCUCAAGAAGCCGCCGAACAUCUUUCCAUCGUGCAGCUCUUUUUACCAGAAGCGUUCCAAUCUGAGCGCGAUUCUGUGUUGGCGCUUUUGCGAUUCAAGCGCAUAAGCUUCAAGGCGCAACUUUUGCACGGCUUCAUGAAAGAGAGAAUCACUUCACCAGGCCCACACGCUACAGCCGAUCAGCUUCUGGCGGCUUGUGACGCACUCGACAAGCUGACGUGGAUUAUGGCUAUGUGUGAACGCUUCACAAGUUGCAUUGCAACGAGCUCGCUCGAGCAAUUCUCUAAAUUUGAGAGCGUUCUGUAUGAACUCGAACCUGUUGAACGCUCUCUGAAUGGCUACAUUGACAAUUUGCGCAAAGAUGAGCUGCGAGAUCAACAGGUUGCGGAUGGGCUUCAACGUGCAAUUGCAGUCAUGCAACACUUGUCCGAACUGCAUCUACACGAUAGCCCUGAGAGCUUCGCGAAUGAAGUUCUCAUGAAAACAAUGCUUAUGCAGAGUAAUCUUGAAACCACAGCAGCGGCGCUGCAGAUCAUGAAAACCGAGAUUUUGCGUGCCAUACCGGCUUCAGAAGAUGGGGAAGAUUCUAUGUCGGCUUUCGCAUCAAAGACGGAUGCCCUUGCCAUGCAAUCUCGGAGUGGACGAGUUAUUGUGGGCAAAAUAUUACGCUCUCUGCAAGAUCUAAAAUCGCGAUGUCUUGCACUAACGGCUGAUUCUGACACCACUUUUGAGGUUGGCCAAGGAAUGACUGAAGACCUAGCUACUACCCUACGGUCACUUGGUACGGUGCUUUACAACUCGAUACAUGAUGAGGAUCGAGCCACUUCAUUCACCUUUGCCGACCUCAUGUUCGUCAUGCGCAAUUUCAACAAGUCUCAAGAUAUGGAUGUCUUCGCACCUUUGCAAGCAAAGAUGAAGGCUCUACAUGAACGUCUCGGCGAUAUCCUAAAUGUGGCUCAAGAUCUCAGUAAUACAGUGGAGUUUGAACAGCCCUCCCCUCCCUGGGUUCUUCGCUCCUUGGCGCUCGCUCAGAGCAAGCUCGUUUCACAAGACGCGCAAGCAGAGAUUGCUUCUCUCAAGCGCGAGAUCCACGAGCGUGGCACAACCAUCAAACUGCGUGAAAAUGAGCUUGAAGAAGCAAGCGUCAAGAUUGAGCUACUAGAGAGUAGGAUGAAGGAUUCCGCCAAGAAAGCAGCUAGAAUCAGCGAGCUAGAGAAGAUAAUUGAGCGCGCAACCACAGUGGAGAAAGAACUAGAAAGAAAACUGGAGGAGAAAACGUUACUUUGUGUUCGAAUGGAGGAUGAACGCGAUUCAUGGAUGCGGAAGGCCGCUGAGAUGCAGGCUCAAGAGCCAAUGGGUGCAAACGGUAAGGAUAAGCGCGGCGCCCCUAUGGGAGGUGUUCAUCUCGUGGGUACGAGCCAGGAAAUGGAAGCAUUGAAGUCGAACAUCAAGACACUUGAGUCCACGAUACGUUUCCUCCGCAAAGAAAUGCGACGUACGCAGCACGAGGAGCAGAGAAUCACAAACGCAUGGCUCUCGCAGCCGCUCAACAUUUCUGAUAACAAAAACAUGCAUGCACUCCUACAGAAAAGGGAGGAAGCUAGACAGGCAUUCAAUGCAAUUGCAGAUUUGCCAGCCGUUGCUGCCCCAGUGGCGCCUGGAUUCAUGAAGGACAGGAAUGAGAGACUCAAGUGGAAGCCAAGAGCGUUGACGACGAGGUAUCAGCUUUAUGAAGCCGAGGUGCAGUGGCUGGAUGCGAAAGAAUUAAUGGGAGGAGAAAGAGUCAGGAGCGCAGGACCUGUAAUUGUGAUGUAGGAAAAAUCUGCAAACAAAUAUUUGCUGGUCUCUAGCGCUGAAGUCUAUGUCAAGAUCCAACACUAUGUGACUCUCGCCGUCGUCAAUAUUGACUUGGCCGGCUACUCAACUACAAGAAGACCGUAAUGAACGCUACUGACGCUCCCAUACUUCAGCUACGCACCGUGUUAUGUUUUCAUGGUAAUCAAUGGGUAUAACCAUGCAAAUAAGCAGUAGCCAG